This is a messenger RNA of Acaulospora colombiana, 1480 nucleotides long. The record is from the annotation of a GenBank genome assembly. Lineage: Eukaryota; Fungi; Glomeromycota; Glomeromycetes; Diversisporales; Acaulosporaceae.
AUGGCACAAGCGUUUCAAACCCUUAAGGUGAAUGUUAGCUAUGCAAAAGAUAAAGGAGAAAUCAAAUUAUUUUUGCUAAAGUUCGAGGAUAAAAAUGCAGGGACGCAAGGUGGCGAAAUGGAUAUCGACGUUGAAGAUGAUAAUCCUAAAAAUUAUAAAUACAUGAGACAACUUCAAUCGAUAGCAAAUCGCGAACAAGAUAGUCUUAUUAUCGAAUUAGAUGAUAUUGCUAAUUGGAUUGACAGGGCCGAGAAUGGAUUACUUAAUAGAAUUCAGACAAACACUCGGCGAUACCUUGACUUAUUCUAUCAAGUUAUCGAUGAUAAAGACAAUGGUCUAAUGCCUAAAUCUCAAAGGGAUAUCGGGAUCGAGGAUGAUGUUAUUGACGUAAUAAUGCAACAUCGAAAAGAUAGGGAUGCACAAAGAUCCGAGGAAGAUAGGACACAUUUUCCGCCUGCCUUGACUAGACGAUACACCCUCUAUUUUAAGCCUUUGACAAUGGACCGAUCACUCUCGAUCCGCGAGGUGGGAGGUUUUUAUGUAGGUCAAUUGGUUACUGUGCAAGGAAUAAUCACCCGUGUGCAUGACGUGAAGCCAUUUUUAAUGGUCGCCGGAUUUUCCUGCGAAAUGUGCGGUGAAGAAGUUUUCCAAGAAGUUACCAAGAAAACUUAUCAACCGCUCAUCGAGUGCCCGUCAGAAAAUUGUAGGACAAAUAAUGUCAAAGGAAAGCUAUAUAUGCAAACUCGAUCCUGUAAAUUUUUACCUUUUCAAGAAGUCAAAAUGCAGGAAAUGACUGAACAAGUGCCUGUAGGUCAUAUUCCCCGAUCGAUGUCUGUUUAUCUAUUUGGUCCCUUGACGCGAACAGUAAAUCCUGGGGAUGUUGUUAACCUAUCGGGAAUUUAUCAAGCUACUCCGCAUCAAAGUUAUCGAGGUUCUAAUACUCUGUUGACUGAUGUUUAUCUCGAAGGUCAAUACAUCCUUCAACUUAAGAAACAAUAUGAUAAGAUGGAAAAGGAUCCGUUGAUUCAGACAAAAAUUCAGCGUCUUUCAAAGGAUGCUAAUGCCUACACUCUGUUGGCAAAAAGUAUUGCACCGGAAAUAUAUGGUCACGAAGAUGUAAAAAGAGCAUUGUUACUGCAGCUCAUUGGUGGUGUAUCCAAAACAAUGGGAGAUGGGAUGAAAAUUCGUGGUGAUUUAAACAUAUGUCUCAUGGGAGAUCCUGGUGUGGCCAAGUCACAACUACUUAAAUAUAUAUGCAAAGUGGCACCGCGAGGAGUUUACACUACUGGUCGUGGAAGUUCCGGUGUUGGGCUGACAGCAUCGGUAGAACGAGACCCAGUAACAGACGAGAUGGGUGGCGCACUGGUCCUGGCAGAUAAUGGAAUCUGCUGUAUUGAUGAAUUCGAUAAAAUGGAAGAUACCGACCGAACGGCCAUUCAUGAAGUGAUGGAACAACAAACCAUCAGUAUUAGCAAGGCGG